AUGAGGACUAGCGUUAGUGAGUUGCGAAGAUCGCUUGAAGGCAAGCCGUACCUCAUAUCUUCAUUUCGCUACAAGAAUCUUGUCAUAUUCUGCGAUGGCUCUCUUAUAUUCGUUUAUGGUUUCGUUAACAAUAAUGGUGUAGCCGAAUACACGAAAUCAGUAAAAGUCAUCCUUUCGCCACCCAUUCCGACUGAUGUCAGGAUAUCCUUCAUGUCUGCUAUUCAUGAUGGGUCCUUAGUUGUCUUCUCCAGUGUGAAUUCUCUUUUUAUCGUGCGUGUUUCUGCAGAUUUGUGGGCCUCUAAGGCUGACGGUCAUGUUCCGCUCGGGCAGUACUUUUGUGGACUGCAAGUACAUGAUUCUCAAUUGACUUCCUAUGGCGCAUCAGAGAUUACGGAAGGUAUUGGGCUACCGUUGAAUGAGAAGGUCUUAGAUACUAUACUGUCUAAUAAAAAGAAUCUGUUGCCUAUCAAAGUGGCCUCAUCUCAACACGAGCUUUUGAAGAAUCUAUUCGACUUCUUCGACACGGCUAACAGAAACCAAGUUGUUAUUAGAGCCGCUCUCGAAAUGAGCCGUGAUAGGCUUACUGCGCUCAUCAAGUUUGCAAAUGAACUGGCUGAUAAGCAGAACGUUAUAAAUCAUCGACUGUUACAGGUUUUCCGUCAUACGGUUGCAGUCAAGGAGAAAAUGGAGACGAUUCGUCCCAGUGUGCUCAAGACUUUUGUUCGCAUUGACAAGAUUUCCACUCAAUUGACUGACAGUCAAGAACUCACAGCUGAUGAAACGAAACUGUUGGACGUCCUUAAGGAAUAUCGAAGCAAGAUGUUCACCAAUGCUAUGAAAACGUCGAAGCUUUCGCUAGAGGCAGCUCAAUUGCAACGAGAAAUAAGAGGUCCUGCAAGGGCAUUCACUGCAUCGCCUGGAGCGAAACUGUUUGUCCUACAAAACAGCGAGGAAGAGCUUUCUACUUUAAAACGUCGUUUGGAUAACAUCAGUGCGAAGUUAGAACAGUACGGUUUGCGUAGAACUGUAGAAAAUAAGGAAAAUCUGCAGAGUUAG
Molecule: messenger RNA, 1056 nt
Organism: Angiostrongylus costaricensis
Lineage: Eukaryota; Metazoa; Nematoda; Chromadorea; Rhabditida; Metastrongylidae
Source: the annotation of a GenBank genome assembly